CGUUUUUGCAGCUUUAUUUCUGCAGGGGUUCUGAAAUAAUUUCCUAGUUAUUAUGCAUUCAUAUUUUUCCCUUCACACCCUGUACACGCCCAGCAGCCAGGGGAUAAGAGUAGCAGUGCAGCAGGGACUGAGCAUUGUGCAGAGCAGAGCCCUUACACCAGCCGGCUUCAGCUCUGCUCCUCGUGCCCAUGUCCCACAGUACCAUGAAGGGUUCUGCAGCUGCUCUUCUCCUCCUGGCCCUCUGCUCUUUGGCCGUGGACUCUUCUCCUAUUGGCAGUAGUGAUGACAUUCCCUUAAGCUGCUGCUACAGUUAUGUGUCACAUCCGAUCCCUUACAGCCUCAUCGCCUCUGUCUAUGCCACCAGCAGCACCUGCUCCCAGCCAGCAGUGAUUGUGGUCACCAAGAAGAAGAGGGAGAUAUGCGCAGACCCAAAGCAGUUAUGGGUGCAGGCACUCCUGGAGCUAUCCAGAAGAGAAAAGCUGCUCUCCCACCGCUGUGAAGGAAGUGAAAACACUGAGAUGAUGCACAAAACAUCAAGUGCUUGUUAAUGAAUCAGGAGCUCUGAUGCCUAAAUAAAACCCCUUGCACUAGAAAAUUAGGGAUUAUAUGGUUUAUUUGCGAAACCAUCUUCAGUCCACAUCCUUCC
This is a messenger RNA of Phasianus colchicus (ring-necked pheasant), 646 nucleotides long. RefSeq names its product C-C motif chemokine 3-like. Gene Ontology annotation, biological process: inflammatory response; eosinophil chemotaxis; chemokine-mediated signaling pathway. The record is from RefSeq and is a predicted model, not a curated record. NCBI's taxonomy places the organism in Eukaryota, Metazoa, Chordata, Aves, Galliformes, Phasianidae. Gene Ontology annotation, cellular component: extracellular region. Gene Ontology annotation, molecular function: CCR chemokine receptor binding; chemokine activity.